AUUUUUUUUCAAAACAGAUAAACUAAAAUUAGCUUUUAGUUCCUAAAUUUUAUGUAUAACAAUAUCAACUUUGUUUUCAUUAUUCCUUUGAGUAUAUCUUUUUAAAUUUUAUGAUAAUAAUCUCUUACUUAUUUUUUGGGUAUUCUGUUAGGUUUCUAUCUCUAUUUUUUUUUCUUAUAAAUUCUUUUCACAUUUUUUCAACUUUCUUCAUCAAUUUUUUCUCAAUCAAAGUUAGAGUAAAAAGGAAUAACUUUUUUCUUUCUAAAUGGAAUUCUUAAGAAAGAGUAGUCUUUGUGCCUUUUUAUUUAUGUUAUUUUUUUGUAGUAACGAAGCUAAUUCGUCACAUGAAGAAUUUAGGAGGUUACAAUCAUCGAGUUCUAAAUUACUUAAAAACUUAUUUAGAACGGAAUAUCACUUUCAGCCUCCUAAACACUGGAUUAAUGAUCCCACGGGUCUAAUGAAUUACAAUGGAAUCUAUCACCUAUUUUACCAGUACAAUCCAAAAGGAGCAGUAUGGGGAAAUAUUGUUUGGGCUCAUUCAGUAUCCAUUGACAUGAUUAAUUGGAUCAAUUUAGAGCCAGCAAUUUAUCCAUCUGAGGUGUUUGAUAAAUAUGGUACUUGGUCUGGAUCAACCACUAUUCUUCCAGGGAAUAAACCUGUUAUUCUCUACACAGGAAUUGUGGACGAUAAACAAACUCAAGUACAAAACUAUGCAAUACCGGCUAACUUAUCUGAUCCAUUUCUUCGUAAGUGGAUCAAGCCCGAUAACAACCCGUUAAUAGUAGCUGAUGAAAGUAUCAACAAGACCAAAUUUCGUGACCCAACUACAGCUUGGUUAGGUCAAGAUGGGCGUUGGAGAAUGGUUGUUGGUAGCCUUAGGAAAAACGAGAGAGGAUUAGCGAUAAUGUAUCGGAGCAAGGACUUCAUGAAAUGGACCAAAGCCCAACACCCACUCCAUUCAUCUGCUAAGACUGGAAACUGGGAAUGUGUUGAUUUUUUUCCCGUAUCGUUGGAGAAUACAGAUGGUUUGGACACAUCUUUUAAAGGCGACAAAAUUAAACACGUUCUGAAAGUUAGUCUGGAUGUUACUAGAUUUGACUAUUACACAAUUGGUACCUAUGACACGAAAAGAGAUAGAUACAUUCCAGACGAUACAAUGAUUGAUGGAUGGCAUGGUUUGAGAUUGGAUUAUGGUAAUUUUUAUGCAUCACGGACCUUUUAUGAUCCUAUGAAGAAUCGAAGAGUUUUGUGGGGAUGGACAAAUGAAUCAGAUGUUUUUCCAGAAGAUUCCAUCAAGAAGGGAUGGUCUGGGAUUCAGGCUAUUCCUCGUAAAUUAUGGAUUGAUCCUAGUGGUAAACAUUUGGUUCAAUGGCCUAUUGAAGAAUUAGAAAUGUUAAGAAAGGAAAAGGUUGAGCUAAGAAAUUAUGAGUUAAACAAGGGAGAAAAUGUGGAAGUUCAAGGAAUUACACCUGCACAGGUUGAUGUUGAAGUUACAUUUUCCUUUUCAAGCUUGGAAAAUGCAGAAGAAUUUGAUCCUAGUUGGGCUGAUCUUUAUGCCCAAGAUGUAUGUGCCAUUAGGGGUUCGACAGUUCAAGGUGGACUUGGUCCAUUUGGACUACUAACACUGGCUUCUGAAAACUUGGAAGAGUAUACACCCGUAUUCUUCAGAGUGUUUAAGAACCAAGAUAAAUACAAGGUUCUCAUGUGUUCUGAUGCCUCAAGGUCAAGCGUUAGAAAUCAUGAAAAGAUGUAUAAACCAUCUUUUGCUGGAUAUGUUGAAACAAAUCUAACCGACAAAAGGUUAUCGCUGCGGAGUCUGAUUGACCAUUCCGUGGUUGAAAGUUUUGGUGACGGUGGAAAGACAUGCAUUACAUCAAGGGUCUAUCCAGCAUUAGCCAUCUAUGGGGACACACAUUUGUUUGCUUUCAAUAAUGGUACUGAGCCAGUCAAAAUUGAGACUCUUGACGCCUGGAACAUGGCUAAAUCCGAGAAAUGGAUUUAGAACAUAGUACUUUUAGUUUUUCUCUCUCUUUCUGUGUUGGCCUUUUUUUUGGAUGAGAACUUAUACAAGUUUUCUAUUUCUAGUAAACCAUGAUUAAAAUGCAAUUAUCUAACUAUGGAGUUCUUAUUUCAUUUCAAAGUACACAAAUGUUUACUUAUUCCUUGUGUAUAUACAUGUAUGAACUUAGACAAAUAUCGAACUUAUUUGCAGCAACAUUUAAAUAAGGGAAAGUUUUCAUCUUCAACCUUUUUUCUAUGAUAUGCAACUUAUAAGUGAUGUGUGAAAUUCAUCCACACUUUAAUAUAUGUAAAGAUUCUAAAUAAAUGUCCGUUCUAGAUUCAACACACUUUCACUAUAGUGUCCGAGUAGAUACUAUUUACUUCCUCUCGAACCAUAGUACUAUGAUAAGAGGAACUAAGCAGCCUCGCACAAUUCAACAUCAAAUACAUACAACAUACUCCAGUUCACACAUAAAUAGACCUUAUAGUCUAGCAUUUUUAUCGACAUACAAAUAAAGUUUAUCAUAAAAAUGAAAAACACCAAAAUA
Molecule: messenger RNA, 2549 nt
Organism: Solanum lycopersicum (tomato)
Lineage: Eukaryota; Viridiplantae; Streptophyta; Magnoliopsida; Solanales; Solanaceae
Product: beta-fructofuranosidase, insoluble isoenzyme 1-like
Biological process (GO): carbohydrate metabolic process
Molecular function (GO): hydrolase activity, hydrolyzing O-glycosyl compounds
Source: RefSeq, a predicted model, not a curated record